GCAAAAACUGGUGGGUUUGCUCGUCUUCGGUUUUUCCUCAACCACCUUCAGUGUCUGCAUUCUAGGAUUUCACUUUUCUUCAAAUUUUCGUGCUCGGAAACCAUGUCGGAUGAAGCAAAAGCUUUUUUCUGUUUAUCGGAGGAACUCUUCGACAUGAUCCUUCACAAGCUGCCCAUCAAAUCCCUCAUCGUAUGCACUUCCGUCUGCAAAACCUGGAAUUCCAUUAUCAAAAGCCCCUCCUUCGUUUCGUCCCACCUCAGCCACACCAUCUCCUCCUACAAGGAGAACGACACCCACCUCUGCCUUCUCCGGAUUUGCUCUAUAGACGCAGCAGAAUACCGCUUCUCCUUGCGGUUUGACGACCAGGACUUGAUUGAGUGCACCUCGCUUCAGUUCCCUUACAGAGCCAAAUAUUGGUGUCAUGUAUUUGGGUCUUGCAAUGGAUUGGUAUUACUAAUGAAUGGUAAGUUUGGUACGCUUCCUGAUCGCUUGUUUUUAUGGAACCCCAUUGUGAGAAAAUCUCUGAUUAUCUCAGAAAAAGAUCUUAGUGCGUUAUUUGUGGCUGGGUUAGGGUUUGACUCUAGAGCUAAUGACUAUAAAGUGUUGACUGUUUCUCGCAUUAUGCAUAGUGACAAAGCUUUAAAGUUUGAGCUUUAUUCACUCAAUGCUAAUUCUUGGAAACAGCUUGAUGAUGUUGAAGCUAUCAGUCAUGGGUCGGUGGUUGUUGUAAGUAGGAAGAUGGCUUUUCUUAACGGAGUUCUUCAUUUUGUUGCAUUGAGGCGGAGGAGUAGAGGGAGGCCUCCCAUGUACUUGAUUUUGGGGUUUGAUUUGCAGGGGGAGGUUUUUCAUGAAAUUAUGUUGCCAGAUGGUAUAGUUCAUAAUUACAGACAUCCUACUGUUCAUGUAUGCGGGGAAUCUUUGGCAGUUGUCAGAUUCAAUCGUGCUAAUAAUGGAAUGGAUAGUAUAUUAGAAAUAUGGGUGAUGAAAGAAUAUGCUGUAGAAGGGUCAUGGACUAAACUGUCAAAUAUAAAUAUUAGUCUGGGAGGCUGUGCAAGGGUUUUGGGUUUUAGAAAGAAUGGCCAUGUCUUACUGAGUAUGAACAAGGGCUCUGCAUGGCUGUUGAGGAAUAGAGUUGGACAGAUGGUUUCAUGUGAUCCAAUGAGCCAAGAGAUCAAGGAUCUAAAGAUUCAUGGGAAUCAUUAUUGGUUUUUCUUUGAUAGUUUUGUGGAAAGCCUAAUCCUUCUGGAUAAAGGAAAUGAGUUGAGUAGGUACUUUGAAGUUGAAUCUCGCUACAUGACAGGUACGUUAAGCAAUGCGACCAGUUCAAGAAAUGUCAUGGAUUUUGUGCAUGAUGACUCAAGUGAUGAAGGAAGUGAGGAUUUAGGAGAAGAUUGAAGUGAAAGUGCAAGGAGUUAUUCAAGUGGAGAAGCAGGUGAGGAUUGGAUUCAAGCCAAUGAUGUAGCUGAUGAUUCAAGUCUCCAUGCCAGUUUUGGGUUUUAGAGAGGAUGACCAUGUCUUACUGAGUAUGAACAAGGGCUCUGGAUGGCUGUGGAGCAAUAGAGUUGGACAGAUGGUUUCAUGUGAUCCAAUGAGCCAAGAGAUCAAGGAUCUAAAGAUUUGUGGGAAUCAGUAUUGGUUUUUCUUUGAUAGUUUUGUGGAAAGCCUAAUCCUUCUGGAUAAAGGAAAUGAGUUGAUUAGGUACUUUGAAGUUGAAUCUCGCUACAUGACAGGUACAUUAAACAAUGCGACCAGUUCAAGAAAUGUCAUGGAUUUUGUGCAUGAUGACUCUAGUGAUGAAGGAAGUGAGGAUUUAGGAGAAGAUUGAAGUGAAAGUGCAAGGAGUUAUUCAAGUGGAGAAGCAGGCAAGGAUUGGAUUCAAGCCAAUGAUGUAGCUGAUGAUUCAAGUCUCCAUGCCAGUGAUGAUUAGGUGGCAAUGCAAGCAAAUGGAAAAUGCUUGAGUAUUUAGGUUUUCUUGUUUUGUAUUCUUAGUGAUAAAAUGGAAACGUAAUGGGUUGAUGUAGCUAUGGAGCAUGUAUUCAUCUAUAGUUAUACUGGGUUUAAAUUUAUGCUGUGGUGGACAUUUUAUCUAUCUAUAAAACCUUAGCACAUGU
Molecule: messenger RNA, 2111 nt
Organism: Rubroshorea leprosula
Lineage: Eukaryota; Viridiplantae; Streptophyta; Magnoliopsida; Malvales; Dipterocarpaceae
Source: the annotation of a GenBank genome assembly